This is a messenger RNA of Colletotrichum phormii, 366 nucleotides long. RefSeq lists its product as uncharacterized. Lineage: Eukaryota; Fungi; Ascomycota; Sordariomycetes; Glomerellales; Glomerellaceae. The coding region runs from base 1 to 366 and encodes 121 amino acids. The record is from RefSeq and is a predicted model, not a curated record. The transcript has 3 exons.
AUGGGCCUCAGCGGAGCGAUUCUCGUCAUCGUCCUCAUCCGAGAGAUCUCCAAGUGGUGCAGAGGUUUUCUCCUCGAGCGCCGCAUCCGACAACAGAGAGAUCCCUUGAGAAAGCCCUCUUCGCCUAUCAAGCCCUUGAAGAAACGCAACAAAGCCUCCGCGAAGACGUUCUAUGCGUCCGUGCUGAAGACAAAGACGAUUGAGAAGGAUAGAAAGGAGGUGGAGAAGAUGAAGGCCGACGUUUACAAGGGUCUGGGUGAGAUCCAGAAGCUACGUGCUAAGAUCAUCGAGAAGACAGAUGGAGAUGCCGACUCUGGCGACAAGGUUGGAGACACGGAUAGCAAAGUCACUGAACUGGAGCACUAG